Molecule: messenger RNA, 1095 nt
Organism: Striga hermonthica
Lineage: Eukaryota; Viridiplantae; Streptophyta; Magnoliopsida; Lamiales; Orobanchaceae
Source: the annotation of a GenBank genome assembly
AUGACCAUGGAGGAGAUCUUCAGGGGCACCAAGGAGUUCAAGCAGGAGGUCUUCGAGAAGGUCCAGCUCGAGCUCAACCAGUUCGGUCUCUGGAUCUACAACGCUAACGUCAAGCAGCUCGUCGACGUCCGCGGCCACGAGUAUUUCUCUUACCUAGGGCAGAAGACGCAGAUGGAGGCUGCGAAUCAGGCCAGGGUGGACGUGGCGGAGGCCAAGAUGAAGGGGGAAAUCGGAUCCAAGCUGAGGGACGGCCAGACGCAGCAGAACGCGGCCAAAAUCGACGCCGAAACAAAGAUUAUUUCCACGCAGCGGCAGGGAGAUGGGAAGAAGGAGGAGAUCAAGGUCAGGACGGCGGUCAAGGUGUUUGAGAACCUCAAGGAGGCGGAGGUGGCCGAGGCCAACGCAGAGCUGGCCAAGAAGAAGGCUGGCUGGGCCAAGGAGGCACAUGUGGCGGAGGUCGAGGCCAACAAGGCGGUGGCACUCAGGGACGCCGAGCUGCAGAAGGAGGUUGAGCGAAUGAACGCGCUGACCAUGACCGAGAAGCUCAAGGCUGAGUUUCUGAGCAAAGCCAGCGUCGAGUACGAGACCAAGGUGCAAGAGGCCAACUGGGAGCUGUACAAGAAGCAAAAGGCUGCCGAGGCAUACCUAUACGAAAAGGAGAAGGAAGCCGAGGCCCAGAAAGCCGCAGCCGAGGCAGCCUUUUUCGGGCGGAAACAGAAAGUGGAUGGAGACUUUUACGCGAAGCUGAAGGAAGCCGAGGGGCUGAAGGCCCUGGCCGAGGCCCAGGGGACUUACAUACGCACCCUUCUAGAUGCAAUGGGCGGUGACUAUGCGGCCCUAAGGGACUACUUGAUGAUCAGUGGUGGCAUGUUUCAGGAGGUGGCCAAGAUCAAUGCUCAGGCUGUGCAUGGGCUGCAGCCCAAGAUUAGCAUAUGGACUAACGGCGGCCAUGGCCAGGGAGAAGCUGGUGGUACUGAUGCUAUGAAGGAAGUUGCCGGAGUUUACAAGAUGCUGCCGCCGUUGUUCAAGACUGUGCAGGAGCAGACUGGGAUGUUGCCACCGGCAUGGAUGGGCGCGAUGACCGACAAGAAUUGA